Agrilus planipennis (emerald ash borer) is the source of this 4738-nucleotide messenger RNA. Its product is annotated as fatty acid synthase-like. The record is from RefSeq and is a predicted model, not a curated record. Gene Ontology annotation, molecular function: oxidoreductase activity; fatty acid synthase activity. Gene Ontology annotation, biological process: fatty acid biosynthetic process. The annotation marks the transcript as partial. The transcript is spliced from 22 exons. NCBI's taxonomy places the organism in Eukaryota, Metazoa, Arthropoda, Insecta, Coleoptera, Buprestidae.
UUCUCAUAGUACUUUCAUCUUCAGUUAGUGUUACAGUAUCAAGUUGAAUUGCAUCGCGAUGAAGAAUGGCGAAGAAAUUGUUAUUUCUGGAAUCGGGGGAUUUUUUCCUAGAUCUAUCAAUGUGGAAAUUUUUCAAAAGUUACUUUUAGAAAACGCAGAUUUCCUGGAUUCCCGAUGGAAAAAAGGAGAAAACGAUGUGACAAAUGCAAUUGGAAAGAUUCCUAACAUUCAAUUUUUUGAUACCGCUUAUUUUGGAAUCCAUAGGCAGCAAUGUGUCAGCAUGGAUCCAAUGCAACGUUUAGCGUUGGAAAGAGCAUUUGAAGCACUUAUAGAUGCAGGGGUAAAUCCUAUCGAUGUAAGGGGAAAAAAAGUGGGCGUUUUUGUUGGGUCGUCUAUAGGAGAGAAUGAUAACAUUCUGUUUGAAGCAGUUACGAAUGGAUUUGUUAUUACUGGUCACUCACGAUGUAUGAUACCGAACAGGAUUUCAUUCUGCUUAAAAUUAAAAGGUCCUAGCUGCGAUUACGACAGCACCUGGUUGAAUGGUUUGGAAGUAAUAAGAAUGGCUUAUGAAUCAAUUAGAGAAGGACAUUGUGAUUCCGCCAUUGUUGGUACGACAAAUUUGACCGUAAAUUCAGAAAUGAGUUGGAUGUAUAACGACAUGAAGUUGCUUUCCCCAGAUGGUAUUACAAGAUCUUUCGAUGCAGAUGCUAACGGAUAUGGGCGCAGUGAUGGUAUUGUGAUGUUGUACUUACAAAGAGCAACGAAAGCUAAACGUAUUUAUGGUACCAUUGUCAACGCUCAGACCUGCUUCAAUGGAGACCAUGAAGGUCCCUUGAUAGCUGUUGAUCAGCCCAGCAUGGUCAAGUUUAUGAAAGAUUUUUAUUCUGAAACUGACGUUGACCCAACAGAAGUACAUUAUAUUGAAACGUAUGGUUGCGGCAUCAAGCAUGUGGACGAAGUCGAACUAAAUGCAAUAGAAGAAGUUUAUUGCGAAAAGCGUUCUGGUCCUCUUCUCGUAGGAUCUAUUAAAUCCAAUAUUGGUCACGCUGAAGCAUCAGCGUCUCUUAUGGCAGUGGUAAAAGCUUUAAUAUCAAUGAAUUCAGGGAUAAUCCCUGCUAAUAUACAUUACAAAAACCCAAAUCCUAAUAUAAAAGGUCUUAUUAACGGUACCCUAAAAGUUGUCAACGAAAAUACUCAAUGGAGAGGCGAUUAUGCAGCUGUUAAUGCGAUCGGCUUGGCCUCAUCGUAUGGCCAUUUGUUGCUCAAAGCAAACAAAAACACUAAGAAAGAAGGCCCUUUAGAUGAUCUUCCACGUUUAUUCAUAGCUUCCACCAGAACAGAGGAAGCAAUACAAAAAAUCCUUAGCACGGUACAAGAUCAUAAAAAUGAAGUCGAAUACGCGAACUUGAUACAGGAAAUUUUUGCAACCCCAAUUCCAGGUCAUUUAUACCGAGGUUAUGUUCUCACGGGAAACGAAGUCAGACAAGAAUUUUUGCAUUAUCCAGGCAAAAAGCGUCCUGUUUGGUUUGUCUAUUCGGGAAUGGGUUCUCAGUGGGUAUGCAUGGCCUCUGAUCUCAUGCGGAUUCCCGUAUUUGCCGAAUCCAUUAUGAGAAGUCACGCCAUUCUCCAGGAAAAGAACGUUGAUCUCCUUAAUGUCAUCACGACUGACGACCCCAAAAUAUUCGAUAAUAUUCUUCAUUCUUUCAUAGGAAUCGCAGCUGUACAGAUUGCUUUAACAGAUUUACUGAACACCGUGGGGGUGGUACCAGAUGGUAUAAUUGGACAUUCGGUAGGUGAAAUGGGAUGCGCCUAUGCUGAUGGGUGUUUGACAGCAGAACAGAUGAUCCUCGCUGCUUAUGCAAGAGGAAGAGCGUCCCUAGAAGCCGAACUUAUUCCAGGGAUGAUGGCUGCAGUGGGAAUUGGGUAUCAACAAAUCAAGAAUCAGUGUCCUCCAACAGUAGAAGUGGCAUGCCACAAUGGUCCUGAAAGUUGCACCAUAUCAGGACCAACAAAGGACAUGGAAGAUUUCGUGGCUCAAUUGAAAGAAAGGGGUGUCUUUGCCAGGCUGGUUAAUGCUGCAAAUAUCGCGUAUCACAGUAGAUACGUAAAACCUACCGCUCCGCUUCUUCUGAAGUAUCUCAAGGAGAUCAUUCCAAUUGCAUCCCCACGAUCUUCAAAAUGGAUCAGUACGUCUGUACCUGAAGACAGAUGGGAUUGUGAUUUAGCGAAAACUUCUUCAGCGGAGUAUCACACAAACAAUUUACUUAGUUCAGUUUUAUUUGAGGAAGCAUCAAAACAUAUUCCAAAAGACGCCAUUGUCAUAGAAAUAGCUCCCCAUGGACUUCUACAAGCUAUUCUUAAACGCUCUCUGCCACCAGAAUGUACCAACAUUGCUUUGACUCAAAGAGGACACAGGAGCAACAUGGAAUUUUUAUUGUCAGCUCUUGGAAGAAUGUUCAUCAGUGGAGUUGAUAAUAUGAGAGUUUCUGCAUUAUAUCCAAAAGUUGAGUAUCCAGUCGGACGGGGAACUCCUUCAUUAACUCCUAUUGUACAUUGGGAACACAGUGAAGAAUGGAGAACUGGAUGUAGAAAUAAAUUAUCUAGGUAUCUAGCCAAUGUAAAGGAUAUUCAAGUGUCUCUCAACACCGACGAAUUCAAACAGUAUGCUGGAAACAAACUGGGCAGUAGAGUGGUCAUACCACCUUCAUUGUACCUGAUGAUCGUCUACAAUAUGUUGAAUGACGAUUUCCAUAGAUGCGAAGAUUUUGUAUUUGAAAAUCUUCAUUUCAAAAAAGUUCUCAGCAUUCCCACAGUCGGGUACGUACCCUUGUGCACUAUGGUACAGAAGGGCAGUGGUGAAUUCGAAGUGAUGAGUGAAGAUGAGAUCAUAGUUUCCGGAGUCAUCAAAACCCCAGAGACAGGAAGCAAAGUUUUGUUAGAACUACCAACGCUUGAAAUUGGCGAGGAAGCUUAUCAGCUAAGUUCUAAAGAUUUUUAUCAGGAAUAUUAUCACAGGGGUUGUCAGUAUUCUGGGGUGUACAAAUCCAUAAAGUCAUUAACGAUUACGAACGAAGGUUCUGUUGCUGAUGUUAAAUGGUGUGAUAAUUGGGCGAUAUUUUUCGAUUUAAUGUUGCAACAGUUCUUCUUUCACGCCGGGGAACGUAAACAAGAUAUUAUGGUUCCCAGCCAUAUCCAGCGUCUUGCAGUGUCCAUUCCUCAGAUGCCUAGUUCAGAAGAUACAAAGAUCAAUUUCAAUUCAUCAACUGGCUUGAUUUAUUCUGAUGGCAUUCAGAUAAGUGGAGUCAGAGGUGCGUCUCUUCCAAAGCUACGAAAAGCUGUUUUGUACAACUGUGUUGAGUUUGUACCAUUUUUCAAUAAAGUAUACAAGUCAUGGGAAAGUGUGUUUAAUUUCACCAUUCAGGUCAUAAGUUUAACCCCAGGUUACGAGGAGAUUAAAAGCCUUUCGGUGGUAGAAGUUACGACUGAAGAUGAAAAUAUUGUUGAUAAAAUAAAAAGCACGAUGACCAAAUACAGGGACAUUAACGCUACGUACUCAAUCGUAAGAAGUCUGAAGUCGAUUGUAGCUUCGCAAAGCGAUCCCUUAUUUGUGGUGUUCGAUGAAGAUUUUGACUCAGACGUAGCCGCUUAUCUAGCCGAUUCACAUGCACUUAUACUAACACGAUCAAAUGAACGAAUUGCUUCAUAUUCACACAUAAUUGAAGUGUCACGGCUUGAAUGUAAUAACAGAAAUUAUUCACUUAUAAAAAAGGCUGUAAAUACCACUGCAAUGGUGGUUAAUGUCCACGGUAAUACUUUAACAUCUAACGACUUAGCUAAGAAUAAUUUACAAUGGGUAAUGCAAUUUAAAAACACUUUGGAAAAUCUUCAGCCCAAACAAAGGCUGUACCUGGUUUCAAAUGUCAGUCCAUACGAAGGUGUCAACAACUUUGUUCGAAACGUUCAAAAGCAAUUGCAAAAUUCAGAAUUGUUAAGGUUCAUAUUUCUACUGGAUAAAGAAAAGGCCACAUUUGAUGAUUCUAAGCCCAUUUUCAAGAAGAUACUAAAACAUGACCUGGUUUUUACUGUCAUAAGUAAUGGUCAGAUUGGUAGUUUCCUGUCUAUUCCUACAGAACUUCGAGGAGAUGCUAAGCAAAUAUUCUAUGCCUCCGGGAAUGUUAUUUCUAAUAAACAUAUUCGAUAUAUUGGGUUGAAUCUGAAAGACGAAUCUGUCAACCCUGAUAAAGAGCCACAACUAGGGCCUAUCGAUUAUUCUGCCGUAAACAAUUAUAAUCAACCCAUCAUGGGCUUAGCGUGCUUUGACAGGAGUUUGUAUCAAAUAAUUCCCGAUUCUGUUCUUUGCUGGAAUGUGCCUGACGGUUGGAAUUUAGACGAUGCUGCAGCUGUUCCUUAUUCGUACGCCAUGGCUUAUCAUUGUUUGAUGAAUAAAGCAAGGGUCUCCCCUGGAGGAAAUGUACUAAUCCAUUCCGCUUGUACUGGUAUCGGUUUUGCCUGUGUUUCUAUUGCCCUUAGCAUUGGAUGCAACGUUUUCGUCACGGUGGCUACAGACGAACAGAAGGCCUACAUUUCACAGAAAUUUCGAAGGCUUACUGAUAAGAAUGUAUACAGUAAUGUAACUACGGAUUUCGAACCUUUAUUCUUGUUAGCAACACAAGGGAAGGGUGCCCAAGUGGUUAUUAACAAUUUAUCGGGAAGAUUCUUUGAAGCGUCGUUGAGNGGU